Beta vulgaris subsp. vulgaris (sugar beet) is the source of this 1293-nucleotide messenger RNA. RefSeq names its product protein FAR-RED IMPAIRED RESPONSE 1-like. The transcript is spliced from 2 exons. The record is from RefSeq and is a predicted model, not a curated record. Gene Ontology annotation, molecular function: zinc ion binding. Lineage: Eukaryota; Viridiplantae; Streptophyta; Magnoliopsida; Caryophyllales; Amaranthaceae. Gene Ontology annotation, biological process: regulation of DNA-templated transcription. The coding region runs from base 1 to 1293 and encodes 430 amino acids.
AUGGGUUGGAGAACUUGUCGAUUACGGAGAGGGAUUUGCGAUAACGUAGUUGAGAAGGAGAGGAGAUUGAAAUUCAAGGAUGGUGAUGCACAAGCUAUGUUAGUUUACUUUGAUAGAAUGACGGACGAUAAUCAACAAUUCUUCCAUAGGCAUCGGUUAGACGAGGAGGGUAGAAUCAAGGAUGUUUUGUGGGUAGAUGCUAGAAUUCCGGCAGCAUAUGAUUAUUUUGGUGAUGUUGUGUGCUUUGAUGCUACUUAUUUGACAAAUGAUUAUGAACUUCCAUUUGCAAACUUUGUAGGAGUGAACCAUCAUGGUCAAAGCAUAUUAUUAGGUUGUGCAUUAGUAUCACAUGAGGAUGCGGAAACCCAUAGUUGGGUAUUUAGCACGUGGGUGAAGUGUAUGGGAGGCAAAGCGCCACAAUGUUUUCUCACCGACCAAGAUGUGGCGAUGCAUCAGGCGUUAGGCAACGUUAUGCAAGGGACAUGCCAUUGGUGGUGCCUAUGGCACAUACUUACAAAGUUUAGUGAGAAGUUGGGUAUGUAUAAGAAGUAUGAAGAAUUCAAGGAAGAACGUCAUCAAGCCAUAUACGAUAGUGUGUCCGAAGAAGAAUUUGAUAAAACAUGGUGUGAUAUUAUUGACAAAUAUGGUAUUGGAGAAGAUACGUGGCUUGAAGGUUUGUACAAGGAGAGAUGUAUGUGGGUGCCAGCAUACUUGAACCAUAUGUUUUGGGCUGGGAUGGAAACAAUUCAGCGGUCGGAGAGUGUGAAAAGUUUUUUUGACGGGUAUGUACACAAGAGUACAAAGUUGUGUGAUUUUGCCGAGCAAUAUUGCAACGCAAUGGAGAGUCGAGCUAGCUCGGAAAAGGCGGCCGAUGCAAAUACAUGUCGAUAUGUACGAAAACGUGUAACAAAGUUUAAGGCGGAGUUGGUAUAUCAAAAAUUGUAUACGGAUUCUAAGUUCAAAGAAGUCCAAUCGGAGUGCAUGAAAAUGUUAUAUGUUCAAUGGCAAGGUAGUAGAGAAGUAGGGGAAAAUAUUCAGGAGCACACACUUCGGGACAUAAUUUGGGUGAUAUGCAAGAAGUCAAGGAAGGAAGUCCCUACAGAGAGGCGAAGGAUGUACCGUGUGAGAAUUGACAUGGGUAAUACUGAAGCAUGUUGUGAGUGCAAGUUAUUCGAGUCUCAUGGUAUUCUUUGUAGACAUGUGAUAAAUGUUUAUGAUAUUCUUAUCAUGGUUAUUCCGGAAAAGUACAUUUUAAUGCGGUGGCGAAAGGAUGUUUUCGGAAGCAUACUAUGA